AUGGAAAAAGACUCUGACGAGGAAGCAAAAGCUUCCACAACACUAACAACAAUAUCAGCGACAAUCCUUUGCACCCGCCUAAUCCACCACUGUCGUCUCCUCCUCGCAGAACUCGACAUCUUCCAAAAAGCGAUUGCCUCGCGCUUCCGGCGCCAUCAACAACAGCAGCAUCUAGUCGAAAUGCGCCUUUUGAGAUCGAAUGUUACUUCUGAGCUCAAGACUCUGGAACGGCUGGCGUCUGAUACGAGGGCUCUUGUUGCGGAGCGCGCUGAGAAGGAAAAGCUUCGUGAUGGACGACAACAGCAGAACGGAUAUGACGACGAUGAUACGGAACUCGAGAUGAGAGAAGGAAGGAUUAUACAUACUCUUCGCUCCUCGAACUUGUCGUUUCUUACGGCUGUAUGGACAAUCGCGAAGGAGCGUUGUCCCGGUGUAAUCUCAUUCUCCAAACGGUUCUAUUGGGAUAAAGAUGCCAACAAGCCCGUCGAAGGGAAAGAGGACAAGCAGGCCAAACCCCCGAACAAGGACAAGAAGAAGAGUGCAUUUGUGGAUAUUGUAUAUGGUAAUGGAGAAGAUUGGAUGAAGGUUUCGAGUGUUAAUGAGAGUCGAUUGUUGUUUGAGAUGGCUGAAAAGGGGUGGGAGUUGGAUAGUGAUGAGGAGGGUGAAAGUUCUUCUUUACAGAACGCACAAUUUGAUCCAGCAGGGCCGAGAAGGGAGAUACCAAUUGACCAUGGUGAAGGGGAGGAGGACGGUGAUCAGCUUGAGCUAAUUACCAUGGCUUUCGAUAUGAUCAAGGCAUCACGAGCGACAAGAGUCAGAUACAAAAAUCCUCGCGUGCACAUAAUAGCGCCCAAACUCGAAGAGGGCAAGGUGCCUGAAAUAGACAAAGUUCUGAAUAUCAUUCGAAGUUACGGGGUGACUAUUGAAUGCGGAAUGCAGAUACGUGACAUCUUUGCUGAUGACGAGGCAUACGAUAAACGUGAUCCGAAUAGUAUUACUGCGGAUGAUCUACCGCUUUCAUUUAUGCUUCCUAAUCCGUUUGAAAAAUUCACCGACGUCAUCAAUGUUGACUGCACGCUGCUGCUGGCAUUGGCAUCAGACCUAUCUCACACUCAGAAUAUCACCCCUUCUCCUAGUUUCCAUCGUGCGAUUAUCAGGCAGAUCGAAGUUGAAGACGAGCUGCCUCUGCUUACCACAGAACUUUGGCCGGCUAUGGUUGGUCGACAGCUGGUAUGCACACAAGAGGCUAUCAAAAGAAUGAAAGAGAUUGUCAGUACAAUUGGUACAGAGACAGAGAGGAAGAGGGCUGCCAUCUUACUAGGUGAAGGUGAGAUGGAAGGACUAGACAAAGACACACUGCUUCGCGAACUCCAAGCCAUUUCGGACCAUUCUAUUCCAGAUCGAUUGAAUCUACCAAUCAGCGUUGUGGAUGCGCAUGCAGAGAUUAAUGCGGCAUUGCAACAAAAGAAAUUUCCUCCAGUCAUUGACAAAAUCACCGAAAUUCUCACGGACAUCAACCACAGCGUCUUUCUCUAUGGCUGGGCCAGGGAUAUUUUCACGGUUUCAAGUAACAAGACCGUUGUGAAGCAGAUCGAAAGCACCAUAGAGGAUAACCGAGGGGAUGAUGAUACACUGGAAGGCCCGAAAAUAUGGAUUUGUGACACGGCUAGAAGUUUGAUUGGAAAGGAAAAGAAUCGAAAACCAUAG
Talaromyces marneffei is the source of this 1707-nucleotide messenger RNA. RefSeq lists its product as uncharacterized. Bases 1 to 1707 code for a protein of 568 amino acids. The transcript has a single exon. The record is from RefSeq and is a predicted model, not a curated record. Lineage: Eukaryota; Fungi; Ascomycota; Eurotiomycetes; Eurotiales; Trichocomaceae.